Messenger RNA from Theobroma umbraticum, 1830 nucleotides. The record is from RefSeq and is a predicted model, not a curated record. NCBI's taxonomy places the organism in Eukaryota, Viridiplantae, Streptophyta, Magnoliopsida, Malvales, Malvaceae.
UGUUCCUCAUUCAGAGCCCACUAGCACAAAAGCGUACAGCAAACAGACCGCUUGGAACAUAUUCUGUCCUGAAGAGGAGAAAAGAAGAACAGAGAACCCUAAUUAUCAUGUCCUCCCAGUUCCCUGAGCUUCACUUUGUUUUGGUACCCUUAAUGUGCCCAGGCCACCUUAUCCCCAUGGUGGACAUAGGGAGGCUACUGGCUCAACAUGGUGUGACAGUUACUAUUGUCACCACACCUCUGAAUGCUAUCAGGUUUAAAAGCAUCAUUGAUCGUGAUAUAGCUUCUGGGAUCCAAAUCCGACUUCUCCAACUACGAUUUCCGUGCAUCGAUGCUGGCUUGCCUGAGGGUUGUGAGAAUCUAGAUGCUCUCCCAUCACGGCUUUUGUCCAAGAAUUUUAUGGAUGCUGUUGGCAAGUUUCAGCAUCCAUUUGAGCAGUUCCUGGAAGAGACACAGCUCAAACCAAGCUGUAUUAUCUCUGAUAGACAUAUUCCCUGGACAUUUGAUGUUGCUCAAAAGUUCAAAAUUCCAAGGCUUGCUUUCGAUGGGACAAGCUGCUUUACUCUGACAUGCUCACAUUUCAUUGGCAUUUCGAAGAUUCAUGAGAAGGUCUCUGAUGAUUUAGAAUCCUUCGUGGUGCCUGGUUUACCGGAUAGGAUUGAACUAACUAAAGCCCAGCUGCCUAGUGACUUCAAUCCAGGAUCAAUAGUUUUAAAAGACAAGGAAAAACACAUGAAAGUAGCAGACAUGGCAUCAUACGGUUUGGUGGUUAAUUCUUUUGAAGAAUUGGAAUCAGGAUACAUCGAAGAAUAUAGAAAGGCAAAAGGAGACAAGAUUUGGUGUAUUGGCCCUGUGUCACUUUAUAACAAGGGCAAACUAGAUAAGGCUCAGAGAGGAAACAAAGCGUCAGUAGAAGUAAUCCAGUGCUUGCAGUGGCUUGAUUCAUGGCCACAGAACUCAGUAGUGUAUGCCAGCCUUGGAACAUUAAGUUGUGUUGCACCUAUGCAACUAACUGAAAUGGCCUUAGGCUUAGAAGCAUCAAACAGGCCUUUCAUAUGGGUUAUCAGAGAAGGAUAUGAAUCUAAUGACUUCAAGAAAUGGUUGUCUGAAGAAGGGUUUGAGGAGAGAACCAAAGGGAGAGGCUUUUUAGUCCAUGGCUGGGCACCGCAACUUUCCAUACUGUCUCAUCCAGCAAUUGGAGGGUUUUUGACACAUUGUGGAUGGAAUUCAGUGCUAGAAGGAUUAUGUGCUGGUUUGCCAGUGAUAACAUGGCCUUUGUUGGCUGAUCAGUUUUUCAAUGAAAAGUUUGUGGUGCAAGUAUUGAGAAUUGGGGAAAGGGUGGGAGCUGAAAUUGCCAUGAAGUGGGGAGAGGAAGAGAAGUAUGGGGCGAUGGUGAAGAGAGAACAAAUUAUGAAGGCUAUAAAUUUGGUAAUGGAUGCAGGAGGAGAAGGAGAAGAGAGAAGGAAGAGAGCAAUGGAGCUUGGGGUGUUGGCAAAGAAGGCAUUUGAAAACAAGGGAUCCUCUUAUCUCAAUGUCAAGCGGCUAAUCAAAGAUAUUCUACAAAUCAGCGGGAGGAAGGCAGAGGCAUAACAGUGUUGCAUAAAAUUCUAGCAUGUGGUAGACCAUUCUUAUGGUUUUUAUUUUUUUUUCUAAUCAUUAUAUUUAUAUAAUUGUCCUCUGUCAAUCAGCCCCAUAAGGUAAUUGAUGCCCUUACUACAAGGCAGAAUUAUAGUUUAGUAAAGCCAAAAUAGAUAAAACUCCAAUUCUCCUUGUUCCCCUAGACCCUAAUACCUUUCUAUGUAGUUUCACUGCAGGAUGCAUGAUAAUUCUA